This is a messenger RNA of Juglans microcarpa x Juglans regia, 1503 nucleotides long. RefSeq names its product rust resistance kinase Lr10-like. Gene Ontology annotation, molecular function: protein kinase activity; ATP binding. The record is from RefSeq and is a predicted model, not a curated record. The transcript is spliced from 5 exons. Gene Ontology annotation, biological process: protein phosphorylation. Lineage: Eukaryota; Viridiplantae; Streptophyta; Magnoliopsida; Fagales; Juglandaceae. Bases 313 to 1317 code for a protein of 334 amino acids.
UCCAGUUGACGGGACGUCUGUGAUGGAUGUGGAGGACUCGUGCAAAAUAGAGCAAAUGUCUCUGAUCACAUCGUGGCCAGGAAAUUGACUCAAAUAUUUCCUGUACAGACCUGCGCAAUGUAUUCUUAUCUGGUUUUGAGGUUCGAUGGGUCAUUCCCGGAGACGACUUAUCUCUCCCGGCAUAUAUAGCUACUCUAAUUCCUCAAGUUGGAUGGUCGCUCUUCGCACUCUGGCAUGUACUCCUAACUGUAUUAGGCACUCCAUUUGUUGUUGUGUUUUUUUAUAUAUAAAUGGCGAAGGAGACAUUUGUCAAUGUAUGAUGCCAUUGAAGAAUUCCUUCAAAAGCACAAUAACCUUAUGACAAUAAGAUAUUCUUUCUUGGAAAUUAAGAAGAUGACAAAGAAUUUUAAGGAAAAAUUGGGUCAAGGAGGCUAUGGCACAGUAUUUAAAGGAACUCUUAGAAGCGGACGUCAUGUAGCUGUAAAAAUGCUAGGCAAGUCCAAAGCAAACGGACAAGAAUUUACCAAUGAAGUGGCAACCAUUGGAAGGAUUCAUCAUAUUAAUGUAGUUCAACUAAUUGGUUUUUGCUUUCAUGGAUCAAAGCGUGCUCUUGUAUACAAGUUCAUGCCACAUGGGUCUCUAAACAAUUACAUCUUUUCCUUGGAAGAAAGUGUCCUCCUAAGCUGUGAGAAAACAUAUAAUAUUGCUCUAGGGGAGGCUCGUGGAAUUGAAUAUUUACAUCAAGGAUGUGACAUGCAAAUUGUUCAUUUCGACAUCAAACCUCACAACAUCCUUCUUGACAAGAACUUUAUCCCUAAGGUUUCUGACUUUGCCUUAGCAAAAUUGUACCCAAUAGAAAACAAUACUAUUUCUUUGACCACUGCAAGAGGGACAUUGGGAUAUAUGGCUCCUGAGUUGUUCUACAAAAAUAUUGGAGGUAUUUCAUACAAGGCCGAUGUUUAUAGUUUUGGAAUGCUCUUGAUGGAAAUGGUGGGUAAAAGAAAGAACAUAAAUGCGUUUGCAGAACAUUCAAGCCAGAUUUACUUUUCUACAUGGGUGUAUGAUCAAUUCAACGAUGGGAAAGAUAUUGAUCAAAUGGAACGUGUCACUGAAGAGGAAAAAGAGAUAGUUAAGAAGAUGAUCAUUGUUGCAUUAUGUUGUAUACAAAUGAAUCCUUGGAAUCGUCCUUCUAUGAGCAGAGUUGUAGAAAUGCUUGAAGGAGAAGCUGAACAAUUACAGAUACCUCCCAAGGCUCCCCUUUCAUCGCUAGAGAGAGUGAUAACAGAAUGUGAAGAUCAUAUUUCAAGUCAAACUUGAACAUCAACUUCAUGAAGAAAAAGCUAGCAUCCAAAUUUUAAUGCGGACACAGGCAUCUGUUUUCUCCUAUUUGGUAGAAUAUAGUAGAUAUAUAUACUUCCUAUUAUAACCGUAAAUGAUUAUGACCUUUUUCAUAUUUAACCAGUAAGUUUCACUUUAUAAAGAAAAAGCUAUCCUUCAAGAAUU